UGUGGGAACAGCUGAUAAAUAAUUUAUUACAUUUGAAUCUCCACAUUUUAAACUGUUGUAAUUAAAAAUUGCAUGUAAUAAAUGGGUCGUUCGAAAGGUCGUCUGCGGAGAUUGUUGUCUUUAUAUUCGGAUAACAUCUGCUCGAUUCUCAUGAAGACUUCCGCUUACAGGAGGUACUGCCUGAAGAUGGCUAGGGUGGCUUUUUGGGCUGUUUUAGUCAUUCUUGUGGCGCUGUUUAUCAGUUAUUAUUUGGAUACUCCAGUCCCGGAGGAUAUCCCCGAGCAGUUAACGGUGAAAAUUAUAGAUGCAUCAAUGCGGACAUACAAACAUUUGAUAGAUGGCAUGGUGAAAUUAGGUCUGACGAACUACUUUUCGCCUCUCGACAGGAAGAUUGCAGACUGGUUUAUACUAGCACAGAUGACCGGUCAACCUUGGGGGUUGUCCCUAACUGCUGACCAAACCUUAAGGAUAAACGACACAAGAAUUGCUGGUGUUCGUGUUGUUCUUUAUGAGCCAGUGUCUACUUACAGAUCUGAUGAUAGACCUGUCUUAAUUUUCAUGCACGGAGGAGGCUGGAGUACAAUGUCAGUCGAUAGUUAUGAUCCUCUCAUUAGGAAAAUAUCUCGAGAAAGUGGCGUUGUUAUUAUCUCAAUCAAUUAUCGCCUAAGUCCAGAAUUCCCAUACCCCGCACCUUUGGAAGACUGCAUAAAGGUUGUGAAAUAUGUCACAGAUCGUACUGAAGAGUUCCGAAUAGAUCCAUUCCGCGUUGCUAUUGGCGGUGACAGUGCCGGUGGAAACAUGGCGGCAUCUAUAGCACUGCACAUGCGUGAAGUCAUAGCCAUGCAGUUUUUAAUAGUGCCAUGUCUACAAUUUUUAGACUUCAAAACAACGUCUUUCGUGGAAAACACGUACUAUUUUCAUGACAGUAUCAAUAAUCCAUUAUCAGUGGUGUUCGUUACAAACUAUCUUGGAGUGUCUCCCGUGCACUAUGAGGACUUCUUGAAAAAUAACCACACAUCUCUGACCCUUAAACGAUCUCAAUUUGCAGCUAUGGUGGACCAAAGAAUCUGGAUGAAGUCAGAAUAUGUAAGAAAUAAAUCUCUUAUAGAGAACUUAAAUACUAAUGCCGACUUCGGAAACGAGGUUUUGUCAAACAGGAUUGAAAAAGUUUUAACAGACCCGUUUGCAGCACCGCUUAUGGCCAAUGACUCGUUGCUAGGAAACCUACCGGAAGCCUAUAUUGUCACGUGCGGGUACGACUUUAUCCGUGACGAUGGGGUUAUGUACGCAGAGCGACUAAACACUGCGGGAACCAAAGUAAUCCACAGACAUUACAGAACUGGUUUCCAUCAUGCAUGGUUCUUUCCACAUGGACCGCUGAAAAUUGGCGUAGCUGUGAAUAUUGUAUCAGACCUGGUAAAAGCUCUCAGAAAAAGGCUUUAGGUAGUUCUUAAAUUAUUCGAUCAUUUAUUACGCUGGCAGAAUUUUCAACCUACUUUUGAAAAAAAAAAGAUAUGAAAGUCUGAAAUAUCAGAAAAUGCCUGAUUUUUAGUAUUGAUAACGUUCUUUACACAUUAUUUAAUAAGUAAUUCAGCGAAUACCCUUGCGAAACAUGUCUUACUAUAGUUUUCUCGAGUUUAUGAUAUUAUACAGAAAACUUUCUUUCAUUCAAGUUGGAUUAUUUUCAAAAUAGAGGUAAUACAUUUAAAAUAUACACAUCAAAAUAAUUUAAAUCGCUGUUUUUAUCGAGUUUAAGCUUAUUUAGAAAAUUCUUUUAUUGCCUUGAGUGAUUUAAAAAGACAUAACGGACUAAAUUAACUUUAGAACAAUGUUGGGUUUAAAACACGAUUAGAGAAGAACCAGAAUUGAUGCAUAUCAAGACUGGACUUUGCUAUUAUAAGAAUGUUGACGAAGAGAUACUUAAAAUCGGAAAUGGUAUACCAUGGAUAUUAACUUUAAUUGAGACGUUAUACUUUACGAACCCAACGGCAAAGUUCAUUUGAUCUCAUUAACCACAUUUUCAUUGUAAUAUUUCAUCGUAUUUAUUAUCAUUUAUAACUAUAUACAUAAUCAUUAAUAUCUUAUAUCGAGGGCUGAACGGAAAACUAUCGUAACUCCUUUAUUUUAUAUGAGAUACGACAGUUUUCUUUUUAACCACCGACCUAUACUCGAAUCUAUGUUAUGCAAAAGUGCUAUGAAUUUUCCUAACAACUUUAAUUUUUUUCUUCUGAUCGUAACAGUUGAGAUUUUGUAACAAGAGUAAACUCAUCAAAAUGUAUUGUUAAUUAGUGUCUUAAUUAGUUUUGGCUCGAUUGUGUAGAACACUUGAUGGUUUGUGGAAUCGCUCUCGAGCCCAUAUGUCGGUGCAAUAUGAGUGCAAUAUAGAUGUGUAAUUUUCUGAUGUUGACGAAUAAAAACUGUUACAGUAACUUUCAA
Mercenaria mercenaria is the source of this 2436-nucleotide messenger RNA. RefSeq names its product neutral cholesterol ester hydrolase 1-like. NCBI's taxonomy places the organism in Eukaryota, Metazoa, Mollusca, Bivalvia, Venerida, Veneridae. The coding region runs from base 82 to 1443 and encodes 453 amino acids. Gene Ontology annotation, molecular function: carboxylic ester hydrolase activity. Gene Ontology annotation, cellular component: membrane. The transcript has 5 exons. The record is from RefSeq and is a predicted model, not a curated record.